This is a messenger RNA of Varanus komodoensis (Komodo dragon), 883 nucleotides long. Its product is annotated as ras-related protein Rab-10-like. Lineage: Eukaryota; Metazoa; Chordata; Lepidosauria; Squamata; Varanidae. Gene Ontology annotation, biological process: cellular response to insulin stimulus. The record is from RefSeq and is a predicted model, not a curated record. Bases 67 to 696 code for a protein of 209 amino acids. The transcript is spliced from 6 exons. Gene Ontology annotation, cellular component: recycling endosome; Golgi apparatus; insulin-responsive compartment. Gene Ontology annotation, molecular function: GTPase activity; GTP binding.
CGGGCAACUUUCGGGUCUCUUCUGAUCUGCGAGCCGCUGCGGCGGCUGCCUCUAGCUGUGGACCUCAUGGCUCAGCAGCCGGGGAACGGCGGGGCGCAGAAGCCGAGGCUGGCCAAGAUCGUCAUGGCCGGCGAGUCCUGCGUGGGGAAAACGUCUAUCCUGAGGCGCUACAUCGAGCUCUGCCCGGCCACGAAGUCGAUGCCCGCUUCCUAUAUCGCCACCAUCGGCAUUGAUUUCAAAGUAAAAACAAUUUCAUUUAAUGGUACAACUAUGAAACUUCAAAUCUGGGAUACUGCUGGCCAGGAACGAUUCCAUACCUUUACUACUAGUUUUUUCCGUGGAGCACAUGGAUUUGUUCUUGUCUAUGAUAUCACAAGUGUAGAGAGUUUUCAAGAAAUUACACGCUGGAUAAAUGAUAUACAUGAGAAAACAGAUGAAAAUGUAGAAAUAAUACUGCUGGGUAACAAGUGUGAUAAGGAGACUGAACGUGUAAUUCCAAAAAGCAGAGGAGAAAAGCUUGCUUGGGAAUAUGGAAUACCCUUUUUUGAAACCAGUGCUAAAGACAAUAUAAAUAUUGAAGAUGCAUUUUCAGUGCUAGCCAAAGAAAUACUGAACAACAGUUCCAGUCUGCUGCUUGACUUAGAUGUGGUGGACCUUAGUCGAAAAGCACAAAAGAGAGCUUGUUGCACAUGGUGAUAGACAAUUUGGUCUUUCUUCUGAUCAUGUUAUUUAUUUUGUACAUAAACUUUUUAACUUGUAAGAUAUUAAGGUAAAGAAAAAAUCCAGUUGUUAAGUACUGAUAGUAACAAAGCAACAACACUCUCUGUACGUUCUUUGUUUUCUUUAAUUGUGAAAAUAAACAGCUCUUAUAUUUUGCACUUAA